GACGGCUGGGAGAAGGAUUAUCCGUGACACCGUGAUGGAGGAGGUUGCUGGAAGCUCCGUACCCCAGGUAGAGCCCGAGGCCGGGGAACUGGAGAAAGUCUAUGGGAAGCCUAGGGAUGAGGAACCUACAGACAAAGUUACCGCUGCUAAAAAGAAGUUUAGGUGCCAAAUCCCGAUCUUAGCCAUGCCUGAGAUCGAUGACACCCUUAGCAAAUUACUAGAAAUCGUGGUGUCGGUGUCGUUUCAGACCAUGCUGCAGAUAGACGAAAACCCCGAAUCACCGGAAGAGGAAAGGGAGGAGGAAGCUCCGCAAGAAGUCGCUAGCCUUCAAAGGAGUCGCGGGGAUUUGGAGGAUCUCGAGAAAGCCUUUGCGGACAUCCGCCUGAGCUUGCCAGACCGAGAAGGUGGCGAGGUCAUGAGGGCACCUCCCGGAACAAAGCUCAGCUUCCAUGCGCUACCCGUAGGAAAGUUAAAAAUCCAGAUCAGGACUCAUCAUACCGACGCAUUAGUAGACGGGGGAGCGAAACUCACUCUCAUAAGGAGAGAUUUCAGAACAAUCAUGGGCUGUACGGUAAAUAAGGAAGUAACAGGGAGCAUCAAGGGAGCCGGUGGGGAAAUUCCGUUCGCUGGGUAUGUCACGAAAUGCGCAGUCAAAGCAGGAAUCAGGGAGUCGAUCUGGUCGUUUCAACGGAUGACAGUAAUGGAGGAAAUGGACCACGACAUAAUCCUCGGGAGACCAUGGUGCGCAAACGUAGAAAUGAUAGGCAUGCACUUGCACGAUGGCACGUACAUGGUAGACAUAGAGGACCCAGUGACCGGUCGGGGCAAGCUCCUCCGACUCCUUGGGACAGGAGGAGACCCUUCGAAGGGGAAGUUAGCAACAUGGUCACCAUCAUUUGAAGAUAGCGCGCGGAAGGGGGGUUUUGCGCGGAUGGAGGGCAUGAGAAAAAUGGUAGAAAUUAUGAUCGUGGAAGCAUUCAAUAAGAAGGAAUGGAUCAAGAUGGGCCUGCCCCAGAAGAAAAGAAGGCAGGAGGACGAAGUCUUAGGUGUUAUGGUGGCAGAAAAAGAAUCAGAAGUCGAACUCAGAGUCAGCCUGCCCAAGCGGAAAGAAGUGCGCAUGGACGUGUCAGAAGUCGCACUCGAGAUUCCCGAUUUGUUACAGCUCAUCAAGGCCAUCAGAUACCACUACGUAGGAGUGGACUCGGCGGCAUUGGCCAAAUUCGAGGGAGAAGUGCGAAAGGGAUAUUGUCUGAAUGGAAAAUUAUUCGAUUAUAAGAUCGAACGGAUUGCUAGAAUUAGAAACAAGGUCGAUGGGUUGAGUCGGGUCUUCAUCACUCCCGAAGGGGUGGAGGAUGCGGAGCCCAUAGAAGUAUUUCUCGAAUACGAAGGAGGAACUUUUAUGGUGGAUAACGAAAUGAUGGACGAAGAAUGCGCGUCGGGAGAACUGUUGAUCCGGACUUUGGAGAAGGGGGCACCUGCCGUAGUAGCAGAACUCAGAGAAGGACCGGUCACCACUCGAGGUCGCAAAGAGGAGAAAGAUUCAUGGGGAGCGAUAGUAGGACCGAAGGAGGAACUAAUAACAAUGGCGGUUGAGGGAGGCCGGGAAGCCGUGAUGAGUUUAGUGAAAUCUUGGGAAAGGAAAGAGUUGAGGUGGAUGGUAAUCCAGAUGCAGGAAAGAAAGGAUGAGGACCAGAAAGGGAAGGAGUUUUUCUAUGCCCAGAUAUACGAAGGGAUCUUUCGGAAGAUUGGGUUGUUGCUAGUAGGAAACAAACAACCCAUGAAAGUCAGCAUUAAAGCAAGGGAGGUGGCCGAGAGGGAUGCGAGAAAGCGCGUGUGUAGAGGGCCUUCGCCUCUCCGGAAAGGAGAAGGCAUAUAUAUCUCAUCUGGGAGUGAGAUCGAGGAGGAAAGGGCAAGUGUGGGAGAAGGGGGCAAAGCGGAUAUGGGAGACAAGGCUCAGGCCUCUGACGAGGAAGAAGCCGAGAGGUGCGAGCAACAUGAGUCUUGGCAUGGGGAAAGCGAGGGGAGACAAGACAUGUGCGAUAGACGUGAGGAUGGGGAAGAAAGAAGGGAAAACCCGCAUGAAGAGCGGAGCGGCCACGACAGUUGUCAGGGGAGGUAUCCGGAUUUUGAAGAGGGCUAUGAAAGGGGGACAAAGAUUCCCUAUAGCUACGAUCCAAAAAACUUGACGGGUGGGUAUAGCCCCAUACAUACGGAAGAAGAGGAGGACGAGGAGGAGGAAGUACAGGAGGUCAUCAAAAUCAGCAGUGGCGAUGAGAGGGAUGAAAUCUCGAGGCCUAGAGAAGAGAGGCGGCCCCUGAUACAUCACCCGCGUGAAGAGGCCUUCAGAUGGGAGGAUGAGUUUGGGUCAACGCCCAGCCAUUGGUUUCAACAAUGGCUCAGUGUGAUCAAGCACGAGUGGAUUAUCAAGACCCGGGAACUUGCGAAGGCAGGGGUGGUGGCCACACCUUUGGAUUUCUAUAACGAGAUGGAGUUACGAGAGAUUGCAAGGAGAAGGAGAGAAAUCAUGGCCUCUGGCCUGGGGGUUAAAGAGCCCGCAGAAAGACAGGACGAGCAAGAGAGCGAGCGAGUUGAGGCACAUGACAGCAAUAGGGAUUAGAUGUUGAUUAAGUGUUGGACAAGAAAUUGCGAUUUCUUUUUUUUGCACAUAUGGAAUAACAGGGUUUGUAUAGUAUGAGUAAGCUUGUGAGGAAUGCGGGAUAAAAGGACGAGCUAAGACUGUGUCACGAUGAGUUAGAAGAUAACAUUUUGAGGCUACUUUCUGGAUGAGCUAUCGUCGAAAGUGUGUAGACAAGACAAUGGCACGGGGCAUGGGAUGAGACCAGUUGGGAAGGGUGUAUUGUGAACUUUGGAUGGAAUGAGGAUUAUGCGUUUGACAUGAGACGUUGUGAGUACAGAUUGACGAGCAAAGCAAGACGUGAAUGUUGGUCGAGUACAAGAGAGGUUAGGGAACCUAUGGGUUAAGGGGCGUGAAGAACACUCCUUCCCUAGGAGGCUAAUCCAACUGAGUUUUGAAUGAGUCUGAAAAUAGCCAAGAGCUGAGAAACCAGAAAGAGUGAAAAUAGAGGGGGGUGCCCCGGUCUCUUGCUAUGAUUAAACGGUCGGGUGGGCUACUGUUGCUUGAGGUCGCGCGCCCCAACCCGAGUACUAGACGCUAAGUCGGAUGUAUGCAUGGAUAAGUAAAUUGCCUUGAGAAUG
Molecule: messenger RNA, 3216 nt
Organism: Chara braunii
Lineage: Eukaryota; Viridiplantae; Streptophyta; Charophyceae; Charales; Characeae
Source: the annotation of a GenBank genome assembly